AUGAAGAACGAUACCGGUACCUGCAGCAACCAUCUCAGUGAUCCCUUCGGCACCGAGCACCCGCGGGACACGACCAUCCAAAUCUCCAUCUCCGUCGCACUCGGCAUCACAGCUUUCCUGACUUUUUGUUUUCUGCGACCGCGCUGGAAAGGCCUCUAUGCCGCGCGCAAAAAGAACGUUGACCGAACUACCACACUUCCCGAGCUCCCCGAUAGCUUCUUUGGCUGGAUCCUGCCGUUAUGGCGCAUCACAGAGGAACAAGUGUUGGCUUCGGCGGGUCUGGAUGCCUAUGUGUACCUAGCCUUCUUCAAAAUGGCUAUCAAAUUCCUCUGCGUCACCCUCUUCUUUGCGCUCGUCGUCAUCAAGCCAGUACACGACCAAUAUCCCGACAAGUCUAAACAAGAGCUCCCUGAACCAAACUCCACGUCCCUUUAUGCGGGUCAUGCCAGCCAGCCUGUGCAGCUUGUGGCUCGCUCUAGCUGGGCGCAAACCCUGAGCAUACCCACCGUGUACACGACAGACUACCUUUGGAUGUACCUAGCCUUCUCGUAUUUAUUUACUGGCCUUGCUAUGUAUUUGAUGGUAUCGGAGACACGGAAGAUCAUAGAAAUACGGCAGGAAUACCUCGGAAGCCAGACCACUAUCACCGACCGUACCAUUCGCCUCUCAGGAGUGCCACCAGAGCUGAGGUCCGAGGACAAAAUAAAGGAGUUUGUGGAAGAUCUGCAGAUCGGAAAAGUAGAGAGCGUCACUCUGUGCAAAAAUUGGAAAGAGUUAGACGACCGUAUAACGCAGAGGAGUGGCAUAUUGCGAAAGUUGGAAGAAGCGUGGACAGUGCAUCUUGGAAAGCGGCGCGUGGAGAGGAGCCUCGAGACCCUACCUAUCGUCCAGCCCACACCGCCAGGUGUAGAGACGGAGACGGAAAACGAAAGCGAAGAUGCUCAGCUUCUCAACGGUCAUUCCCACCAUGUCACUCCGUAUGCAAGGCAGCGACCGGUUACCAGGAUCUGGCAUGGUCGUUUCAGGCUUCGAUACAGGACAGUCGACGCCAUUGAUUAUUACGAAGAGAAACUUCGAAGGAUCGAUGAGGAGAUUAAGGCUUUCCGCAAAAAGGAGUUUGACCCAACGCCACUGGCAUUCGUUACCAUGGACAGCGUAGCUAGCGCACAAAUGGCUAUUCAAGCUGUUCUUGACCCUUCCCCGCUACAGUUGCUGGCGAACAACAGCCCGGCUCCGUCAGACGUUGUCUGGCAUAAUACUUAUCUUCCUCGUUCCAAGAGAAUGCUCAGAGCUUGGUCCAUUACAAUUUUCAUUUCUGUACUUACAGUGCUCUGGACCAUCGUCCUCGUACCAGUUGCAGGCUUACUCAAUACAUGCUCCAUCCACGAGGUGUGGCCUGGGCUAGCGGACGCACUCGACAGUCAUCCUAACCUUCAAUCCAUUGUCAAUACACAGUUACCGACCCUGGCGCUCACAUUGCUCAAUGUCCUUGUACCUUUUUUCUAUGAUUGGCUUGCCAAUCUACAAGGAAUGAUUUCGCAAGGAGACGUGGAGCUUUCGGUUAUCUCUAAGAACUUUUUCUUUACAUUCUUCAACUUCUUCGUCGUCUUUACUGCUUUGGGUACUGCCUCUGGAGUCCUUGAUAUGUUCGAGCGAUUUGGCGAGAAUCUGAAGGAUACCACCAACCUUGCCAACGCUCUGGCAGUAUCCCUGCAGAAACUUCUCCUGUUCUACGUCGACUUCAUCAUUCUUCAAGGGUUUGGACUCUUUCCCCUGCGCUUGCUGGAGAUUGGAGCUCUGACAUUGUACCCAAUCAACCGGAUUGGAGCAAAAACGCCACGAGAUUUCGCGGAGCUUGUUCAACCUCCCACUUUCAGCUACGGCUUCUUCCUGCCCCAGACGAUUCUUAUUUUCAUAAUAUGCAUGGUGUACAGCGUUCUUCGCUCCUCAUGGAUGGUCCUGCUCUCUGGUCUCGCCUAUUUCAUCAUUGGCCACUUUGUCCAUAAGUACCAGCUGCUUUAUGCAAUGGAUCACCGCCAACACUCUACCGGAAAAGGCUGGAUCAUGAUGUGCGAUCGUGUUACCGUCGGCAUGGUACUUUUUCAGCUCACCACGGCGGGGCAGCUUGCAUUGAAGAAAGCCUUCAAACGAUCUGUCCUCAUAAUCCCACUAGUUCUAGCAACCUUGUGGUUCAGUUACUUGUAUAACAGGACAUACAAACCUCUUAUGACAUUCAUAGCUCUACGAAGUCUACGUAGUGCGGAGCACUCAGACCUGGGUCGGGGCGUUCAAGACGAGGCAUUCUCUCCUCAGGGCCAUAACAGAUCUGGCAUGCGGAACCGUCAGACAGUGGACGAAGCGCGUGAGAGCGGUGCUCGCUUUAUCAACCCAAAUCUUAUUAUGCCGCUCGAUGAUGUCUGGAUCAUGGAUAAGUUUGCAAGAAGUAGUAAUGUUUCGGUAACGUCAAGCACGGCUGGAGACCAAGAAACGUGACUUACGCGCGGGCGCGGACUGGGUAAGCAAGUAAAUAGUGUAAUGUAUAGUCCUUUCCUGUACCGUUUUAGAUCUGUGUACAUUCUUCCGCAACUCCUUAUAGUGCUUUAUUGUAUGUAUGCAUGAGAGCCUAGCGCGAUAUCCUGCGUUCAAUGUGUGUGCCUCCAUUUCCCACUGUCUGGGGUGGUUUGACGAGUUUACAGGUCCUCUUUAAAGCGAUGAACUUCCUUCUCGUUCGCAUUUUUGAAAGUGCGUGGGAGGAUCACAGGCAGUGGCAAGAAGGCGCAUCGCUCCUGUUUGUACCCUUAUAUGGUAGUCGCUGUUAGAACGAUUGACUACAUAAUAUUCGACGCU
This is a messenger RNA of Mytilinidion resinicola, 2847 nucleotides long. Its product is annotated as DUF221-domain-containing protein. Gene Ontology annotation, cellular component: plasma membrane. The record is from RefSeq and is a predicted model, not a curated record. Gene Ontology annotation, molecular function: calcium-activated cation channel activity. Bases 1 to 2493 code for a protein of 830 amino acids. The transcript is spliced from 7 exons. NCBI's taxonomy places the organism in Eukaryota, Fungi, Ascomycota, Dothideomycetes, Mytilinidiales, Mytilinidiaceae.